This is a messenger RNA of Prunus mume (Japanese apricot), 558 nucleotides long. NCBI's taxonomy places the organism in Eukaryota, Viridiplantae, Streptophyta, Magnoliopsida, Rosales, Rosaceae. The record is from RefSeq and is a predicted model, not a curated record.
AUGGCGCUGUUGCUGAACCAUCCAGAGAAAAUGCAGAAAGUGAGAGCUGAGAUAGAAACCAAGGUCGGAGAAAAGUGUGCACUGGAAGAGCAGGACUUUCCAAAGCUGAGUUACUUACAAAAUGUGAUCAAUGAGACACUUCUCUUGUACCCACCUACUCCACUUCUAUUACCUCAUGAAGCCUCUGAGGAUUGUGUGGUAGGGGGAUUUGAUGUGCCACGUCAUACUAUGUUAUUUAUUAAUGCGUGGGCCAUCCAUAGGGACCCUGAGCUGUGGGAGGACCCCACAGAAUUUAGGCCAGAGAGGUUUGAAGGGUGGAGUGGUGAUGGGUCUGAAGGGUACAAGCUAAUUACGCUUGGGGCUGGAAGGCGUGGAUGUCCAGGGGCUGGGCUAGCCAACAAGUUGAUUGUAUUGGCACUCGGAAAUUUGAUUCAGUCAUUUGAUUGGGAGAGGAUUGGUGAAGAUGAUGUGGAUAUGACAGAAGGUUUGGGGCUUAACAUGCCAAGGGCCGAGCCCUUGGAGGCUAUGUGCAAACCGCGCCCAAUCAUGCUAAGCUAA